AUGAGCGCCGACCUCAAUAUUUCUCUCCGACCGCACGUCGUCGACGCGCUACGGCCUCUUCGCGACGUGCUCCCACAAGACCUACAAACCCAAUUACACCCAUUCCUCAUAGAACCCACGCCUCCGACAAUUCCGUAUAGCAUUCUUUCCAGAAUCUCUCAGUGGUCGCGGUCUGACUCAGGACGCUCCGCUCUACAGCAUGUUGAUCGCGACGCCGCCGACUAUACCAUGAUCUCCCUUCUCGCAGGUGCCACGACAUCCCCGGAGAAGAACUUCGGUCCAUAUACUCCACCCAAGGAACCACAUAUCAUAGCAAACGAACAGAAACUCGAACGACGCGCCAUCACGGCGAUAGUGAAUGGCCUUGUGAGCAUAUUUGCUACUGGAAUGGCCGUGUGGUGGGCAUCAGACCGAACAGGAUUCCGGGAUGAAUGGCGGGUGCUUCUCUCAUUUGCCGCAGCAACCAUUGUGGCGUGCUCAGAAGUAGCGCUAUACAUCAUUUGGCAGGCUAGAUUACGCAAAGCCAAAUCACCCAAGGACGGGGCUCCCCGAGCCUUCAAGAAGGAUCGAACGGAAACGAACCCAGAGAUCACCACAGCUGGCGCCUCUAAUGCUAUUCAACCCAGAGCUGUUGAGCUGAGAGAGAGAGUUGCACGGUUGUCGCAGCCACAGGAUUAG
This is a messenger RNA of Pleurotus ostreatus (oyster mushroom), 678 nucleotides long. RefSeq lists its product as uncharacterized. Gene Ontology annotation, biological process: vacuolar proton-transporting V-type ATPase complex assembly. The record is from RefSeq and is a predicted model, not a curated record. Bases 1 to 678 code for a protein of 225 amino acids. Lineage: Eukaryota; Fungi; Basidiomycota; Agaricomycetes; Agaricales; Pleurotaceae. The transcript is spliced from 2 exons.